This is a messenger RNA of Phalaenopsis equestris, 609 nucleotides long. Its product is annotated as oleoyl-acyl carrier protein thioesterase 2, chloroplastic-like. The transcript has 3 exons. Gene Ontology annotation, molecular function: fatty acyl-[ACP] hydrolase activity; acyl carrier activity. The record is from RefSeq and is a predicted model, not a curated record. NCBI's taxonomy places the organism in Eukaryota, Viridiplantae, Streptophyta, Magnoliopsida, Asparagales, Orchidaceae. The annotation marks the transcript as partial. Gene Ontology annotation, biological process: fatty acid biosynthetic process.
GCCGCACCAAUUCGGCGGGCGGAGUCUCCCCUAGCGGCCUUACGCUCCUGCCGGGUGGGUCCUGUGGCAGUCGGCUUACCGGCGCGGGUGACUGAGCAGGGCGGUGGAAAGGGUUUUGCAGAGCGGUUGAGGCUGGGGAGGCUUGAAGAGGAUGGGUUUUCGUUCAAACAGAGCUUCAUUGUUCGUUCCUAUGAGGUGGGGAUUAAUAAGAGGGCAACCGUUAAAACCAUCGCCAAUCUCCUCCAGGAAGUUGGUUGCAAUCAUUUACGGAGUGUUGGGUUUUCUACCGAUGGUUUUGCCACAACCACCAUCAUGAGAGAACUUCGUCUUAUAUGGGUCACUUCUCGUUUGCACAUUGAAAUAUACGAGUAUCCUAAAUGGGGUGAUGUUGUUGAGAUUGAAACUUGGUUCCAAGGAGUAAGAAGAGUUGGCAAUAGGCGUGAUUGGAUUCUCAAAGAUUUGGCUACUGGUUUGGUUAUUGGCAGAGCUACAAGGUACCUCACCCAAUAAAUCUAACAUUUUGUGACCUUUUUAUACUUCAGUCAUAUCUUGAGUUUACAAACAGUGAGAUAAUUGGUCAAAUUAAACAAUUUUGGGCAUGGAUUUAUU